Molecule: messenger RNA, 877 nt
Organism: Monopterus albus (swamp eel)
Lineage: Eukaryota; Metazoa; Chordata; Actinopteri; Synbranchiformes; Synbranchidae
Exons: 3
Coding region: 191-877 (228 amino acids)
Source: RefSeq, a predicted model, not a curated record
AGCUUCUGUGGAAAACCAAGCAAUUGUGGUGGUCGCACUUAUAUGGGUGGACAAAACCACAACUACCGUUGGCUAUUGUUUAACAACUUCAGUUAGGUGGUUUCAAUCGCAGGCGUCAUCUUCAACCGCGGUGCAAUUGUUCCCGUAUUUACACGCACUGCAACACGGCCCCUCAACCUCGGCCUGUAAAAUGUAUUCCCAAAUACUGAGGGACUACAAGGACGCCAUAACAGAGAGGGUUAGUUAUUUCAACUCUUUAGCAGACGAGGUCCUGCCAAAUGACCCCGACGGUGAGAAUCUACGCAGGUCUUUUCACAGUAGGACAAAUCCAGUUAAGGCGGUCCGUAAGAUCGUCGAGCACGAGGAACGCGCAGAGAGAUUCCUGAAGGCAUUCGGUAAGAUGGACCCCUGGUUAUAUAAUGACCUGAGACAGUACGGACCACGGGGAAGGUUCGUCAGGAAAGCUCCUCCCGCUGUGACUUUGACAGAGAAGGUGUGCGCCGCGCUCGGCGACAAAGCCCACGCUCUAAGGUUCAUGCUUCUGAUACCGGAGUAUGCUCGGAAGAUUACACACGUCUACUCCGCGGUAGACGUAUUGAUGGCACACGAGCAAUUGCUUCCCGAAGAAUAUGCCGAGCUCAACGUAAACUCUGAUGAUGAGUACACUAUGAUCCGGUAUCUGGAGAACCUGUGCGGGGGCACUACCAUCCCCGAACCCAACCGUCGGUUCAUCUCCUUGCCAAUCGUUCCAUGGAGCCUCAAAAUGUCCAACCUCAUUCGCUUUAGCCAACCAUUCCAUGGAGCCUCGAAGCAUCCAACCUCAUUCGCUUUAGCCAACCGUGCCAUGGAGCCUCGAAACGUCCGACCGUUCCGCUGA